Rhododendron vialii is the source of this 2259-nucleotide messenger RNA. RefSeq names its product transmembrane 9 superfamily member 12. Lineage: Eukaryota; Viridiplantae; Streptophyta; Magnoliopsida; Ericales; Ericaceae. The record is from RefSeq and is a predicted model, not a curated record. Gene Ontology annotation, cellular component: membrane. Bases 1 to 1977 code for a protein of 658 amino acids. Gene Ontology annotation, biological process: protein localization to membrane. The transcript has a single exon.
AUGGAUUAUUCAUUGAUCUCAAAGAGGAAAUGUUGGGUUACAUUCAUAUAUAUGGUUAUUGUUUUGACUGCUUGCAAUGGCUUUUACCUGCCUGGAAGCUACAUGCACACGUAUUCAAAGGGUGAAGAAAUCUAUGCCAAAGUGAAUUCUCUGACCUCUAUCGAGACAGAGCUUCCCUUCAGCUAUUACAGUCUCCCUUACUGCGAACCGUUUGGGGGAAUAAAGAAAAGUGCUGAGAAUCUCGGAGAACUUCUUAUGGGAGACCAGAUUGACAACUCUCCGUAUCGUUUCCGAAUGAACGUUAAUGAGUCCGUAUUCAUCUGCACUACACCUGCCCUAAGUGAGCAUGAGGUAAAACUCUUGAAACAGAGAACUCGUGAUCUGUAUCAAGUAAAUAUGAUUUUGGAUAACUUGCCAGCCAUGAGGUAUGCCCAUCAAAAUGGAGUUAAAAUUCAAUGGACUGGAUUUCCUGUUGGAUAUACUCCGCCUAACAGCAACGAUGAUUACAUCAUCAAUCACCUCAAGUUCAUAGUUAAGUUUCAUGAGUAUGAAGGGACUGGUGUAGAGAUACUUGGUACUGGGGAAGAGGGUAUGGGUGUAAUUUCGGAAGCUGAGAAAAAAAAGGCUUCUGGAUACGAGAUAGUUGGUUUUGAGGUUGAACCUUGCAGUGUCAAAUAUGACCCUGAAUCAGCAAAACUUCAUAUGUACGACAGUGUCAAGUCUGUGAGUUGCCCAUUGGAACUCGACAAAUCUCAGAUCAUAAGGGAGCGAGAGAGGGUAUCAUUCACCUAUGAGGUUGAAUUUGUAAAGAGUGACAUUAGAUGGCCAUCUCGAUGGGAUGCGUACCUGAGGAUGGAGGGUGCCCGUGUUCACUGGUUCUCCAUCUUAAACUCCCUAAUGGUAAUCUUUUUCUUAGCUGGCAUUGUUUUCGUUAUAUUUUUACGGACUGUGAGAAGGGAUUUGACAAGGUACGAGGAACUUGACAAGGAAGCUCAAGCACAGAUGAAUGAAGAGCUUUCUGGUUGGAAACUUGUUGUGGGGGAUGUUUUCAGAGAACCAAAUCACCCCAAGCUACUCUGUGUAAUGAUUGGAGAUGGUGUUCAAAUAACGGGAAUGGCUGUCGUCACUAUUGUUUUUGCUGCCUUUGGUUUCAUGUCACCAGCUUCUCGUGGAAUGUUAUUAACUGGUAUGAUAAUCCUUUAUCUCUUCCUAGGGACUGGUGCUGGUUAUGUAGGUGUUCGUCUAUGGAGAACAAUUAAGGGGACUUCAGAAGGUUGGAGGUCGGUUUCAUGGUCAAUUGCAUGCUUCUUCCCUGGAAUUGUUUUUGUUAUUCUCACAGCUCUAAAUUUCAUUCUCUGGGGAAGCAACAGUACCGGUGCUAUUCCCAUUUCCCUCUAUUUUAUCCUCAUUUUGCUCUGGUUCUGCGUUUCAGUACCACUCACCCUUUUGGGAGGUCUCUUAGGAACAAGACCUGAGCCCAUUCAAUACCCAGUGCGGACUAAUCAGAUCCCAAGAGAGAUCCCAGCACGAAAAUACCCAUCGUGGCUUCUUGUUUUGGGGGCUGGGACUCUUCCUUUCGGAACCCUCUUCAUUGAGCUCUUCUUCAUCCUUUCUAGCAUCUGGCUUGGGAGAUUCUAUUACGUGUUUGGAUUCCUCCUUGUUGUCCUUUUAUUGUUGGUUGUUGUGUGUGCUGAGGUGUCUGUGGUCCUGACCUACAUGCAUCUCUGUGUUGAGGAUUGGCAGUGGUGGUGGAAAGCGUUCUAUGCCUCCGGUUCUGUUGCGCUUUAUGUUUUCCUAUACUCCAUCAAUUACCUGGUUUUCGACCUUCAGAGUUUGAGCGGGCCCGUGUCGGCUACACUUUACCUUGGCUAUUCACUGAUAAUGGCGAUUGCAAUCAUGUUGUCUACUGGUACCAUUGGCUUCCUCACGUCGUUCUACUUCGUCCACUACCUGUUCUCCUCAGUCAAGAUUGAUUGAGGAAGUUACAUGCGCUAAUCUUCAUUAGCCUGCCGAAGUCUCGUGGUGCUAAAGGUAGAGUGAUGAAUCCAACUUUUUUGCUUUUUCUACUUAUGCCAUACGAUCAUGUUGCGCCACAUCAAGAGAUUGUUAUAAUUUCCUGUGUUUCACGAGGUUACGUGAUUUAGAUAGUAGCGAAGAUGUGAUUCAGUCUAUGUUAUUGUCACUAUGUCCUCCUGUCUUAAACUUUUGGCUUUGAACUAGUUGUAACUGAUAAUGGAUUGAACUUUUUUCUUUGUAUUC